Messenger RNA from Oryza brachyantha (malo sina), 2893 nucleotides. RefSeq names its product ACT domain-containing protein ACR3. Lineage: Eukaryota; Viridiplantae; Streptophyta; Magnoliopsida; Poales; Poaceae. The record is from RefSeq and is a predicted model, not a curated record. Bases 1073 to 2473 code for a protein of 466 amino acids. The transcript has 10 exons.
CCACAAUGAAAAGGAAACUACAUUUGAUCAUUUUCUUCAUUUAUCUUUUCUUGAUGGCCGUUUUACUCUUACGGAGGAAGAGAUAAAGGCCCUAUAUUUUACCUAAAACGUAUAUACUCCGUUGCUGCUAAAAUUUGAAUUCUAAACCUCAUUUUUCAAAUUAUUUUUAUAUUUUUAAUCAUAAUUUGUUUUUCAACAGUAUUUAGAUCACCGAGAACACAACUACAAGAUCUUUAAUCAUAUAUUAUCAUCCCCCUGUUUGUUUGGCAUAUUUUUAGUAAAUGGUCAACAGAUGGAGCCCUGAACUGGCAUUCUAGGUACCAUUUCAUAUUCAAACCAAUCAACCGCUGCUAACUGACAGGUGGGCCAUAGCUGCACAUCCAAUGCCAAAAAACAAAAAGAAAAAAAAGACUUAACCAACAGUAUAUAUCUAGGGGAAAAAAAAAAGAAAGCAGUAAUAACAAACGACAACGAAAGUUACGAAACCCAAGCUCAGAUAAAAAGAGAAAAGUGUUGCGAAGAUUCAGAGGGAAUGGCGAUCGCCAACCGAUCGGCGAAAAACCCUCCCGUGCUGGCGCACUCGCUCAACUCAAGCAUCCGGCGGUGGGACGAAAAGCGGAGGAGCAGCCAUCGAUUUUGUCAUCUGGCAUUCCUUCUUUUUAUCCCCCACAUCCAUGUCACACUGACGUGGUUCUUUGAUUCCUCAGGCCCUUAUUCUAAUGCGGGGGUAGCUUAGCUCGAGUUGGAUCCACCGGCAGCGAUUCUUGGCCGUCGGUUGUGGCUGUUGAUUCAUGCGCCAUGAGCACAUACAGAACUCUCUCUGAUUUGAUUUGUUCAUCUGGCAAAACAGUAUCUUGCUUCUCUCAUCUCUGUGAGAUUUCGAUCCACUUCUGCAAUUCCUGAGUUCUUAUGUGUUCCAGGGUGAGUGUCUGAAUUCAAUCACAGGAUACUAAAGUACAGUGCUAGGGUUAGCUUUUGAUUCAAGCCAUUGAAAUUUUCCUGUGAAGGGGAACCUUCAGGCCUUCUGAAAGAAGAAUCUACUGAAAGCAGAAAGGUUCAUAGCCUUGGAAAGAUGCUGCCUUACUUUGAUCCGGAGUACGAGAACUUCAGUCAGCGCAUCAACCCUCCUAGGGUUUGCAUUGACAAUAGCACCUGCAGCGACUGCACCUUGGUGAAGGUCGAUAGCAUGAACAAGAAUGGCAUUCUGUUGGAGGUGGUGCAAGUUCUGAGUGAUCUCGAUCUCGCCAUCUCGAAGGCAUACAUCACCUCAGAUGGUGGAUGGUUCAUGGAUGUGUUUCAUGUGGUGGACAAGCAAGGGCAGAAGGUGACUGAUGAGAAGACCAUUAAGCACAUUGAGAAGGCGUUAGGUCCGGACAGCAACCUGCUGGGUGGCGCGAAGGGCGGCUCGUCGCCGGUGAGAUCGGUCGGGAUGCACUCCAUCGGCGGCGACCACACCGCCAUCGAGCUCAAGGGGCCCGACCGGACGGGCCUCCUCUCCGAGGUGUUCGCCGUGCUCGCGGAGCUGGGCUGCAACGUGCUGGCCGCCGAGGUGUGGACGCACCGCGCGCGCGUCGCCUGCGUCGUGUACGUGAACGACGUCGCGUCCGGGCAGGCCAUCGGCGACGCGUGCCAGCUGUCCAGGAUCGAGCACCGCCUGCGGCAAGUGCUCCGCGGGCACACCGCCGGCGGCGGCGACGACCGCCCCGUGGCGCACACCAACUUCUUCUCCGCCGGGUCGAACACCCACGUCGACCGGCGGCUCCACCAGCUGAUGCACGCCGACGUGGACGCCGACGACGGCGCCGUCGGGCCAGGCGGGGCCUGGAACGCGGCGGCGGCGCACGCCGCCGACGAGGAGAGGCCGGCGGUGACGGUGGAGCACUGCGAGGAGAAGGACUACUCGGUGGUGAACGUCAAGUGCAGGGACCGGUCCAAGCUGCUGUUCGACAUCGUGUGCACGCUCACCGACAUGGAGUACGUCGUCUCCCACGCCUCCGUCUCCUCCGACGGCAUCUACGGCUUGCAGGAGCUGUACAUUCGACGAAAAGACGGGCGCACGCUUCAGAAGGACGAAGCAGAGAGGGUGAUCAAGUGCCUUGAAGCUGCCAUCUCCAGAAGAGUAUCUGAGGGGUUCACCCUGGAGCUGUGCGGCAGGGACAGGGUGGGGCUGCUCUCCGACGUGACGAGGGUGCUCCGGGAGCACGGCCUCACGGUGACGAGGGCCGACGUCACGACGGUCGGCGAGCAGGCCAUCAACGUCUUCUACGUCCGAGACGCCUCCGGCCAGCCGGUCGACAUGAAGACCAUCGAGGGCCUCCGCGUCCAGAUCGGCCAGACCGUCAUGCUCAACGUCAAGAAGGUCCCCUCCUCCUCCGCCGCCAAGUCGCCGGGACAGCGGCCGGCCUCCGGCGGCGCCAUGUCCAGGACCAGCUUCUUCUCCUUCGGCAACCUCUUCGCCAAGCUCCGGGCAUGACAGGAUCAAUCCUGAAUCUCUGAAGAAUCGAAUUCUGAUCCCCGUUUUCGGUUGCGCGCAAAUCGCCGUAACAAUGAGAAAAAAUUCAGUUAAAAUUUAGAGUUUAGGGGCAGGGUUGAGCAACUGCAUAUGGCGUAUGGCAUAUGGCAAAAAGAAAAAAAAAAGCUCUUGUUGUAUAGUCCAUAAGGAGCUCUACCUACAGUGUAGGAAAUGAGAAAAUUGCUAGACCCCAUGGUGGUGGUUCUGUUCUGUGCAAUGCAGAUUGCAGACUGCUUUUGAGUUGCAUGAUCUUCUCACCUGCAUCAUCUUUCAAGCAGAAGCUCACAAUAUUUGGAGUUGACAGUGCUAUUCAUCAUCUUGCAGGUCAGGAAUCAGGAAUGUCGAUAUGAGACCAAAGUUGACAUAGAAGAAUAUCCUUGC